Messenger RNA from Pogonomyrmex barbatus (red harvester ant), 3828 nucleotides. RefSeq lists its product as uncharacterized. The record is from RefSeq and is a predicted model, not a curated record. NCBI's taxonomy places the organism in Eukaryota, Metazoa, Arthropoda, Insecta, Hymenoptera, Formicidae. Gene Ontology annotation, cellular component: nucleus. Gene Ontology annotation, molecular function: exonuclease activity; nucleic acid binding.
GAUGAAUCAGUUAUUAUGUUGCCCUCGACCGGCUACUUCAAGACGAUAAAUUGCCCGUUUUAUGACGGCGGAUCGUGCGACCGGCCCUACUGUCAUUUCAAACACACCAGGCGAGAAGAUGCAGGCAGUGCAGCAGGAGUGGCAGGAGUGGUGGAGGCCCAGACGACGGAGCAAGUACAAGAAGACAAGGCUACUGAUGUCGUGACUUCAGCUCCCGAUAUGUUACAACACCUAGUAACAGAAGCUGUAAAAAAAGUACUCGCUAAUCAAGAAGUUGCAGAUACUGAGAAGGUUUCACAGAACAUUGUCUCUCAAGUAGUGGAGGGGCUCAAGCCAACUCUAUCCUCUGGUUCCGCUGCCUCUAUUUGUAAUGCUGUGUCUAAUAUAGGAAAGCAUAUCGCAAUUCCUACACCGAUUACAAAGCCAGUUGUAUGUGUCUACAAUCCAACACCGAUAGCGGAACUAAAGAAGCGGCAUAUACCUGUAGUCUCGUAUAUGCCGACAAGAGAAAGUCGAGUGGCUGUGAAACGGAAAUUCUCGCCGGAAAGGGUUAAACCAUGGUUGAACGUCGUUCAAGAAUCGAGCAGUUCCCAAGUUACACCCGAAAUUAUAUAUAAACCCACUGCUAUAAAUGCAACCGAACAGGAUGCUGUGCAAGGUUACGUGCCGACGGUUAAAUCUGAUACAUCUUCAUCCAACUCGUACGACGAUGGUAACUCAAAUGAUUAUCAACCUAAAUUUAAGGAGGUAUAUUAUCCAAGAUCAAAGAAGAGAAGAGAAGAAUAUGUUCCGAAAAAAGUUAAAGCGCCGUUGAAAACGGUUCAGCAAUUAAAUGACGCCGUUUUAAAUCAAUUUGAUUCUGAUUUUGAUAUGAUAGAUGAAAUCAUUGCUUCCAAUCACGUCACUUCUAAAGUGCUAGGGCAGGUGAAAGCGUCAGCCAGUGAAGAUUCUCAAGAUUAUUCUAUGGAUAUCGAACCCAAGUUCUCCGAUGACGAACCUGUAGAGGAUGCAUCUAUGGAUGAGCAUAAUGUAAGUGUAAAAAAAUCUGAGCAAACGGAAGAUAUAAAUGAGAAGGAAAAGGAGAAUUUGCAACAUGCAGGAAUUGAUAGUGCGGAUAAACAAACGAGCAAUAAAGAUAAUAAAAUACAUAGCAAUCAUUAUGACGCUAAAACGGGUGAUUUAAAAAGUAGUGAUAAAUCUAAGCAUAAUGUAAGUGACUCAAAAAGAUUAUUGGAUAGCAAGGAAGAUUCUGUAAAAGAGGAUAUUAAUAAAGCAAAGGACAGACAUAAAAGUCAUAGUAAAAGCAAGGAAAGAGACAGAAAGGACCGCCACAAUUCUGAGAGGAGAGACAAAGAAAAAUCGCGGCACAAGUCAGAUUCUAAAGAUAAGCACCGUUCCUCCUCUAGUAGAGACAAAGAUAGAAGAAGAAGCAGCCAUGAGAGUAAAGACUCUUCACAUGGGAAUAAAGAGCACACGGACUCACGAAAACACAGACAUACCUCUCCGAAGAAAGACAAGAAUGAUCAUCACAAAUCCAGUCGACGUGACAAACAUAAAUCGAAUUCGAAUUCAUCUAACUCGAAAUCGAGUAAAUGCGUGUCAAGUAGAAGUGACAGAAAACGUCGCUCGGAAUCAAAUCGACGGUCCAGUGAUUCUUCUAAAAAAUCUAGCAAGCACAAGGAAAGCAGCAGUGAGAGGAAUUCAUCUGACAGAUCCGUUAGUUCUGUAAACAGUACUCAUUCUUUCAUUGAUGGGAUUUUGGAACUAUCAGACUCUGAUCACGACGUGCAAGAGGAAUGCUUAAGAAUUUUUCAGGAAUACCAAGCUUCUGACUAUCCAAAAUUAGUAUCGGUCAAGAAGUCUUUGAAAGAAGAAAAUGAGAACCUAGAAGAAGUUGGUAAGAAGAGAGUUGCGCAUCCUUCGGCGGCCACGAGCGUUACGAGACAGUUAGGUCCUAGUCAGCCACCAAAAAAGCUUAUAACUCCGCAACAGAAGAUGUACGAACGGUGGCGUUUGAUGAGAGAAGCGGCAGCUGAGAAAGCUGCAAAGAAGGCAGCUGAAAAGGCGGCAGCUGAGAAAGCGGUAAUUGAUAUGAAGACUCAAGUUACAGCUACGUUAGCAGAUCGGUCGUCGAAUAACUUUAGACAACGUGUAUCUGUGCAUAAGGAGCAUAUGGAAUCUAUCUCGUCGAUGAGUAAUAACGACGUACAACCGAAUACAAACGGUCGCAUUCGAAUCGCUCAUGUUCCAUACGCGAAAUCUCUUGCGAUGGAAAAAAAGAAAGUCGCGGUCACAACGGGAAGGAACGAGGAUGCGAAGGGGGUAGAUAAUAAAACAGUAGCGCAAACUACGAAAGGUGUACGUGUCGCUCAUAUACCACAAGUGGUACCUCAACUUGUACGUCCGGAACCGUUGCAAGUUGCUACUCAGAAGUUUCCUUUGAAUGUUCGUCAGUAUUAUAUUAAUUUAAUGCACGAUAUAUGCGUGCAAAUUUAUACAAGUGGCGACGAUGCGGCGCAACGUGCCGUCAGAGAAGAGCUCGCAUGUCACGAAAAAUGCAAGGCACUCGCAGUGUACAAGAAUUCAUGCAUGUUAGCGGCUCAUAGACUAAGGAAGGAAGUAGAUCAAAGCAAGUCGAAUGAAAAGUCCGCUAGUUCGACCUGCGGUAUGGUGUCCCACGAAGCGGUUCUUGCCGGCAAAUCGAAAGGUUCUUGGAGCGUGAUCAAGAAUAAGAAGAAUGUGAUAGAUUUUAAAGGACCAGCGCUCUACAAUAUGCUCAAAAAAUGGAUCAUGUCAGAACAACAGCUUAGAGACAACGGAUUUCCACGUAAACAUCCAGAUGAUACAAAGGGACGAGCUAAAGUAUACGUAAUAAAUUCGCGAAACCAAAGUAUUUUAUCAAAAGUGCCUAAUGAAAGAAUAUGCAGCCGAUGUGGUCAAGCAUAUAUGGUAGAUAAACUGGGCUUUCCUACGCAGCAACAAAACUGUAUAUAUCACUGGGGCAGAAAGUUCACUGUUAGAGGUGAGGGCAAAUAUAGUUGUUGCCAGCAAUAUGGCUCUGCUACAGGCUGUUGUGAUGCAAAGACGCAUGUGUGGGACUACACGGAUUAUGAAAAUCUUCGUGGUUACGUUAGAACUUUAUCGAAAGAUGUUCCUAUCGAUGAGCAAGGGGUUUACGCACUUGACUGUGAAAUGUGUUAUACUACACAUGGUUUAGAGCUAACUAGAGUGACAAUUAUUGAUGAAGAUUGUAAAGUGAUAUACGAAACGUUAGUCAAGCCGCAGAAUCCAAUAAUUGAUUACAAUACGAGGUUUUCAGGAAUUACAGAAGAAGACAUGAAGGAUGUGACAACGACCAUUUUAGAUGUACAAGCUACAAUUCUCACAAUGUUCUCGGACAAAACAAUUUUAGUGGGUCAUAGUCUUGAAAGCGAUUUUAAAGCUUUGAGGCUACUACAUGAUACUGUUGUGGAUACUAGCGUCAUGUUUCCGCAUAGGAAUGGAUAUCCACAAAAAAGAGCGUUGAAAAAUCUCUGUUCUGAGUAUCUCAGAAAGAUCAUACAAAAUGAUAUCGGUGGUCAUGACAGUAAAGAAGAUGCCGUCGCUUGUAUGGAGUUAAUUCGUUGGAAAGUGAAGGAAGAAGCGAAAUUACAGUGAAAUUAUGCAUACAAGAACAAACAUUAUCACGAUUGUUGUAUGCUAUUACAUUUUUCGCUUUUGCGACAUUAUCGACGAGGUGCUAUUAAAGAUGGCUAUCUAAUCUUUGGUAAAUUUUUUUUUUAUGGAUAUAUUUACAAAGAAUAAUUAAUGAAUAUUAGGUUUAUUGAU